Neopsephotus bourkii (Bourke's parrot) is the source of this 5586-nucleotide messenger RNA. RefSeq names its product kinesin light chain 1 (gene KLC1). The record is from RefSeq and is a predicted model, not a curated record. Gene Ontology annotation, cellular component: cytoplasm; membrane-bounded organelle; kinesin complex. The coding region runs from base 177 to 2090 and encodes 637 amino acids. Gene Ontology annotation, molecular function: kinesin binding. Gene Ontology annotation, biological process: axo-dendritic transport. Lineage: Eukaryota; Metazoa; Chordata; Aves; Psittaciformes; Psittacidae. The transcript has 16 exons.
CCCCCCCCAAAAAAACCCUUUUCCUUCCUCCCUUCCGCCCGCCCAUCGCUGACAUCCUCCUCCGGUCGUCGUUGUCGUCGUACCCUCCCCCCCCACCCCCCCGCCGCCCGGGCUGCGCGGCCCCCGCCGCCUCUGCGAGCGCUGCGCACAUCGCCCAAGCCUGCAGCACCGAGCGAAUGUAUGAAAACAUGUCCACAAUGGUGUAUUUAAAGGAAGAGAAGUUGGAGAAGCUCACUCAAGAUGAAAUCAUCGCCAAAACUAAGCAAGUGAUCAAUGGACUAGAGGCACUGAAGAAUGAGCACAAUUCAAUUUUACAGAGCUUACUUGAAACACUGAAAUGUUUGAAGAAAGAUGACGAAACUAAUCUGGUUGAGGAAAAAUCAAACAUGAUUCGGAAGUCACUGGAAAUGCUGGAGCUUGGCCUUAGUGAAGCACAGGUAAUGAUGGCCUUGUCAAAUCACUUAAAUGCAGUGGAAUCGGAGAAGCAGAAAUUGCGUGCUCAGGUUCGUCGGCUAUGCCAGGAAAACCAGUGGCUACGGGAUGAACUAGCCAAUACACAACAGAAACUACAGAAAAGUGAGCAGUCUGUGGCUCAGCUGGAGGAAGAAAAGAAACAUCUAGAAUUCAUGAAUCAAUUAAAAAAAUAUGAUGAUGAUAUUUCACCAUCUGAGGAUAAGGAUACGGAUUCCACCAAAGAGCCUUUGGAUGACUUAUUUCCCAAUGAUGAAGAUGACCAAGGACAAGGAAUUCAACAGCAGCAUAGCAGUGCAGCAGCUGCUGCCCAGCAAGGUGGCUAUGAAAUUCCAGCAAGAUUAAGGACCCUUCAUAAUCUUGUCAUUCAGUAUGCUUCCCAAGGUAGAUAUGAGGUUGCUGUACCUCUCUGUAAACAAGCUCUUGAAGACCUAGAGAAGACUUCAGGUCAUGAUCAUCCUGAUGUUGCCACUAUGUUGAACAUACUUGCUUUAGUGUACAGAGACCAAAACAAAUACAAAGAUGCAGCGAAUCUCCUGAAUGAUGCCUUGGCUAUACGUGAGAAGACUUUGGGCAAAGAUCAUCCAGCGGUGGCAGCAACUCUAAACAAUCUUGCAGUACUUUAUGGUAAACGCGGAAAGUACAAAGAAGCUGAACCGUUGUGUAAGCGAGCUCUGGAAAUCAGGGAAAAGGUCCUGGGGAAGGAUCACCCUGAUGUUGCUAAACAAUUGAAUAACUUGGCUUUACUGUGCCAGAACCAGGGUAAAUAUGAGGAGGUUGAAUACUACUAUCAGAGGGCACUGGAAAUUUACCAGACCAAGCUGGGACCAGAUGAUCCAAAUGUUGCAAAAACAAAGAAUAACCUGGCAUCCUGCUAUCUAAAACAGGGCAAAUUUAAGCAAGCGGAAAAUUUGUACAAAGAGAUUCUUACUCGUGCUCAUGAACGGGAAUUUGGCUCUGUAGAUGAUGAAAAUAAACCUAUUUGGAUGCAUGCAGAAGAGAGGGAAGAAUGCAAAGGAAAGCAAAAAGAUGGCACAACUUUUGGAGAAUAUGGUGGCUGGUACAAAGCUUGCAAAGUUGACAGUCCAACAGUAACAACUACCUUAAAGAACCUUGGAGCGCUUUACAGACGACAGGGCAAGUUUGAAGCUGCUGAAACAUUAGAGGAGGCAGCAAUGAGAUCUCGUAAACAGGGUCUUGACAAUGUUCAUAAACAGAGAGUUGCUGAAGUGCUGAAUGACCCUGAGAGCAUAGAAAAAAGGCGAAGCCGAGAAAGCCUCAAUGUUGAUGUGGUAAAGUACGAGAGUGGUCCUGAUGGAGGCGAGGAAGUGAGUAUGAGCGUAGAAUGGAAUGGGGAUGGCACUGGAUCUUUAAAGCGCAGUGGUUCCUUUAGCAAACUUCGUGCUUCCAUUAGACGCAGCAGUGAGAAGCUGGUUAGAAAGCUGAAGGGAGGAAGUUCACGGGACAGUGAACCAAAGAAUCCAGGCAUGAAGCGUGCCAGUUCUCUGAAUGUUCUUAACAUGGGUGGCAAGGCUACUGAAGAUCAUUUUCAAGAACGAAAUAAUUGUCUGACAGACUCGAGAGCUCUGAGUGUCAGUCAUACUGAUUUGGCGCAUUGAGUCUUGGACAGAAGCUAGCUAAAAUUCCUUUGUGAAUAAAGAAGCACUGAGACCUUCAAAGCUUUGGUUCCUCAUCAUUAUGUAUAGGAACACCUAGUUUGUAAUUUUGUUGGGUUUUCUUCCAAUGGACUGCUGGUUUUACCUUUUCUAAAUAGGGUUGAUUUAAACACAGCAUUAGUGGGUGUUUUCCUCUGAAGGAAAAACUAUGUAGAUAUAUAUUGCUCAUUGCACUGCUCCCAUUCAUACUACUUACAUCGAUUUCUUUAAUAGAUUGGAAUAUUACAGCCGCCAAAAAAGUGUAAAAAUACAAACAUAUUUAAAGCAUACCAAAAUGUAUUUGAAAACGCUGGCAAAAUUAAAUGUGUAGCAGUAAAUAUAUACAGUGCUGGAAUGAGAAAAGGAUACAUUGAUGUGCAUUACUGUAUAAAUUCAAAUUAAGCAUACUGUAUUGGUGGGGCUUUCUUUUGCUCCACUGAUUACUGCAAUGUUAGAAACCUUAGCUGGCAAAGCAGCACUUAGGCACGGCUUACUUAACCACUAUAUUGAGCUAUUAAAUUUAUCAGAAGAGAUGGCUGGGGUUGCAUUAUAUAGAGAUAGCAUGAAUAGCAAUAUCUGUGACCAUGACUUUGAUACUUGCUGAUGUCUUAGGGCACAAUUAUCAAUGGAGAGAGGAUGGCUUGUGUUGAUAAGGAGAAAUGGAAAAUGUUUUGACCUUUACCUUGUACGGUUGAAGAAUACUGAAGUUUUGGACUGCAACUAUCCCAGAGCAGCUCCUGGUGCUCUUGGAGAAACAUAAAGCCUCAGGUUGACUUGCUUGUCCACUGGAAUUCACAGUCCCAUCCUGUUGCCAGAAGGGCCCCAACAUUUCCUUAUGCUGAUCCCAAAUCCUGCCUUUCUCCAUGAUAGCUGAUGAGAGCAGAAGCAGGCAGCUACACACUAGGCUGUUAACAUGGUGGAGUAGCUGCUGUGCAGAGGACCACUGAAAUCCUAGGGGCCCGAGGGGAAGCAUUAGAUGGUCAUAAACAUACUUACGGUUAAUAUAUAUGCUGCCUGUAUACAGGACUGCUGCUGGAACGAAAUACGUAUGUUUUAAGUUUUGUAUAGACACUAGUGUUUCCUUUUGCUUUUCUGUAAAACUUGUAAUUUUGUUCAUCUUUUGUAAAAGUUCUUAUUCAUGUGAAGUUGGAUGAGGAAGUAAAAUGAGUGUGUGUACAAAUGUAUUUGUGGUCAUAGCUGUGAGUUGGAAAAUGACAAAGGAAACUAACUUUGGGAAAAGCUGGAAUAUUCAUUCAAGCUAGUGCCAGCCGAAGGAGGCAAAACAAAGGAACAUAAGCAAGUUUUAGUAUUUGAAUAGGCUGUGAGGAGUCAUUAGAAUUAGUAUUUUGUAGAAGUCUUUGACUGAUUUUCAUUUGUUUUCAAGUUGGUUACAGUAACUGAUGCAAAAAGCUGUGUAUGUUAUGCACUUAACUGUUUCCAGGAGGUGUGUACCUGCUAGAAAGAGAGUUUAGAAACAGUGAGAUACAAUGCUGCUAAUGAGUAGGAGUUUUUAGCACAGAGUAAUGCAAUUCAUUAAUGAACUUGAGCAAGAACAGAUUGCUGCUCAGUUACCUUAACAAUAUGUACUUAUAUAAUGUAGACUCUUGAGUUUUAAUCUUUUUAUUAAGAGCUUUUAUAUUAAAAAUUACAUAAUAUAUAUACUUUUCCCCUUAAAGCAAGACGUGUUGUAUGCACUUGUUGGUGAAUCCGUUCUCCACCCAAAAGCAGAUUGAGCUGGCUCUGCAUGAGGAGCUGGACAUGGGCACAGCCCACUGAGCCAGGGCGAGCUGGGAAGUGACAGGGUUGUCUGUCCCUCUGGCUGUGAACACCCCUCGCAGUUGGCCCAUUCUACACCAGCAGGGAUGGUACUGCUGCUACUGUAGGAGUGUCUUGGUGGGCCUGGUCUGUGAGCUUAGCACUUCACUGGGAGACCCUUACAGGAGUCCAGCUCCCCAAACAGUCCACAGAACUAUAGGCAAAGCUUAUUUUGGUAAUAAGAAAGUACUUAAAUGGAAGAUUUUUUUCUACAUUGAUCUUUCCGCUUUGAAGGAAAAUUAUUUUUGCAGCCUCUAAGCCCCCAACAAACCAACUUGUGUAAAUAGCAAUAAAAUAUUUAACCAUGCCAAACUAUAAUGUGCAGGAAGUUUUAAAAGGCAAGACCCUAGCGGGUGAUGGUGGUAGUAAGGGAACUUUCUUGUUCAGGAUCUUACUGUUGGUGGCAUUUGUGCUUUUAAAUGUUUUAAUCCUUUAUAUAGUAAAAUGUGUUGGAAGAUUAAGUUGAGCUACUGCCUAUUAAAUGAUUCUUACAUUUAAAAGGUUAUUUUUUUUUUUUUCAGAGAAGAAACAAAUUUCAAGACUUCUCUAAUCCAUAAUCACCCAGAAUUAUAGCCAAGUCCUGAUAGUUAUGAGCCAGUGAGCUGUUUGAGAAGCACUUGUAAAGUACAAAAGCAAGCUUACUGGGUUUGAAUGGUGAAUGAGUUACUGUCGCGACAAUGUUUGUAUACAUUUAAAUUUCAGGUGGGCCUCUUAGUGUGCUUUAUGGAAGAUUUUCUUUCUGAAUUUCUCUGUACCAGUUGUAGCUGACAGUGCACAAAGUGCAGACCCAGAAUACCCAGUUGUGUUAGUCCUGAAUGUCUUCAGUACUGAACCAAAUCAACAGCUCUUACAAACCAGAAAACUAAAAAAGACCUUCAGUAUUGACAGGCAUCUUGUUAGUGUAGUGCUGAGGUUUAAAUCUCACAGUUUUGUAAGUGUGAAUUUCACUCAAACUGUGAUAAGGACUCCAGUUAGGCCACUUCAGCCAAGUUCUCCUAUGAGUGGUGGCUGGUGGUUCUGGGAUAUAGCAGUGGGGUGCUGGAGGAAUUGUGGGUGGAAUUGUCACUGAGGGAAAGAUGCCCAUGGGCCUUCUGUCUGUGUGGUGGUGUGCAGGUGUCUAGGAAUUCUGGCAGUAUUUGGUCUUGAGUUGAGAUCUUACUAAAUGCUAUUUGUAAAAUGUAACUUUCACGAUUUGCUCCUCUUUAGAAGGAAUGACUGGACUAUUGCUGUGAUGUUUGUGCUUGCAGUACUGUGGUGACAGAACAUAGCACUGAAACAACAGAAAAAAUAUUUAAUGCAUUCUCUAAAGAGUUUGAACCUUUUAUUAAAUGGCAUCCCCUUUUCUCCCAAGCCUUCCUGAAUGGUAGUAAAAUAAAAUGGGUUUAAGCUUGAGGAGUAUUUCUGCUUAAAUUGUACCAUUGAGUCUAGUAGUUUUGAAAAUGGUGUGAUUCUGUUGUACAUAAAUAGUAAAAGGGGCAUUUAGUACUGUGAUGAAAGUGUGUUUACAAAACCUGAUGAGUUCAAGUUACUUCACUUUUUGUUCUGCAGGUCGUGUAUCUUGUCUGAAAGCUGCUAAGAGAAUUGCAUUGUUGGUCAUGUUGGCCUGUACUGAGAGAAUAAAUGUUAAGAGAUGUGAUGCUGUGAA